AGAAAUCCCCAGACUUUACGCCAGAGCAGCAGAGAGAGAUGUAGGAUCAUCUUGCCAUUAGACAGUGGCAUAUCGCUGGGCUGGUACGGACAAGGAAGGCUCAAUGGAUUCUCACAGAACCACUGGAGAGAGUCUGGAAUCGGCUGCUUACCUUGGGCCAUGCACGGAAGAAGGGGCCAACAAACAUGUCCUCCACACAGAAACUACCAAAUCAGAUACCACGACGAUAUCUGCCCAGGCAGUCCUACCCGUGGGCAAAGACAACCAGUCAUAUUCAGCAGCACCGAUGCCAAGGCAAGACAGCCUUAAUUCUCCUUCAUCACCGCUCUCAGAAAUGGACUGCCCUGUGUGCUUCAGCAAAUAUGACAUCUACAGAAUCCCCAAACGACUGGCUUGCAAUCACAACUUCUGUGCGGUAUGUUUAAAACUUCUGAUCCGGAACGAGACGGGCAGCUGGAUUAUAACAUGCCCAAUCUGCCGGGCCUCCACGUCUGUCUUUGGGGGUCUAAUAUGUACCUUAGAAAACCAAGAGUCAUUAAUGAACAGACUGGAAAACCAGGAAACUCAAGCAAAAUCUGGUGGACCUUCCCAAAGAUCUAAGGUCUCUUGCCAGUUGGACAUGGACUCCCACCUUGGUAGCAUUGAUGAGAGUAGUGGGAAUUUGAGGAUCGCAGCUCGUAGAGUCGUGUCUCUCUGUUUAAUCCUCCUGAUUGUUCUGAUUAUUAUCCUACAAUUUGUGUACGGGGGAAUAAUAAAAUGGGUUCUUGGUUUCGUACUUGGGGUGGUAGUAAUCAUUGCAGUCCUGCUCUGUUUGAACCCAAACUGCAAGGUUAAACUGACUAGCAGCACUGAUAAUAUUCAAAAGGACAAUUACGCCAAUUCAUCUGUAUGAGAAAACCACCGCCAUGCCCGAAGAUUGCCACCGUUGUUUGAAAGAACUGAUUUUAGGACAAUUGUUGCCCGUACCAAUAAACAUUUAUACUGAUUAAUCAAGAAAUAGCCAGGAAAUCGCAAGAACGGUGCGUCUAUAAAAACUGUAUUGCACUGUAAUGUGUAGUUUUAUGUAUGUUAACACCAUAGUAAAUAGGGAGGGAUGGUAAGUGUUUGUUAAAAAACAAACAAAAAAAAACCCCAACAGAUAAAAUCUAAACUCAAUAAAUCACUAUAUCACUAAUCUACUUACAUUGAAAUUUAUAUUUUGUAUCUGUAUAAGUAUA
This is a messenger RNA of Pelobates fuscus (common spadefoot toad), 1217 nucleotides long. RefSeq names its product ring finger protein 186 (gene RNF186). NCBI's taxonomy places the organism in Eukaryota, Metazoa, Chordata, Amphibia, Anura, Pelobatidae. Gene Ontology annotation, biological process: protein ubiquitination. The coding region runs from base 104 to 892 and encodes 262 amino acids. Gene Ontology annotation, molecular function: ubiquitin protein ligase activity. The record is from RefSeq and is a predicted model, not a curated record. The transcript has a single exon.